This is a messenger RNA of Galendromus occidentalis (western predatory mite), 672 nucleotides long. RefSeq lists its product as uncharacterized. Bases 1 to 672 code for a protein of 223 amino acids. The record is from RefSeq and is a predicted model, not a curated record. NCBI's taxonomy places the organism in Eukaryota, Metazoa, Arthropoda, Arachnida, Mesostigmata, Phytoseiidae. The transcript is spliced from 2 exons.
AUGGGCUUCGAAAGGGCUGCCAUGAACGCCGUGCGCAGCGUUUUCUCAUCCGAUACGAGGAUGGAUGGCUGUUUCUUCCACCUCGUGAAGAACAUCAAGCUCAAGCUGGCGGGAGAUGGGCUUAUGAGUCGGUAUAGUAAUGACGACGAAUUCGCGCUCAACGCGAGGAUGAUCGCGGCCUUGGCUUUCGUUCCACCGGCCGAGCUGAAUAACGCGAUCUCCGAGCUCGCAGCACUUCUUCCGCCGGAGCUCGUCACCGUUCUCAAUUACUUCGAGGACGUAUACCUCGGGAGAUUGAACAGAGUCACCCCCGAAGGAGUGAUAGAGAGACGGGAGCCACUGUUCCCGGUAGACAUGUGGUCAGUCUUCCAACGAACGCUCGACGGCGAAGCGCGUACAAACAACUACGCGGAAGCCGCUCAUCGACGCAUGCAGCUUGAGUUCGGGGUCAGCCACCCGACGCUGUGGAAGUUCAUCGACGGCUUGAGGAGGAUACAGAAAAAUCGAGACUUCCAGCUCGAGCAAUUCCUCGGAGUCGCUCCAAGUUCAAAGAAGCGCAAUAAGUAUGCGGAGGCCGACAGGAGGAUUUUAGAAAUCGUGCGGGACGUUUCGAACAGGACUCACGUGGAGUAUUUGCGCGGCAUCGCGCACAACUUCUUCAUGGAGUCGUAA